This is a messenger RNA of Onychostruthus taczanowskii (white-rumped snowfinch), 5981 nucleotides long. It is a transcript of the gene BRI3BP, whose product is annotated as BRI3 binding protein. Lineage: Eukaryota; Metazoa; Chordata; Aves; Passeriformes; Passeridae. The transcript is spliced from 3 exons. The annotation marks the transcript as partial. Gene Ontology annotation, cellular component: mitochondrion. The record is from RefSeq and is a predicted model, not a curated record.
GGGCCCGGCGCUCGGGCCGCGCGGAGCCGCGGGGCCGACCGCCAGAACAGCCUCCGCCGCGCCGCCAGCGGCCUCUACCAGGGCGUCAGCGGCCUCUUCGGCGAGGACAACGUGCGGGCCCUGCAGAAGUUUUUCUCAAGGUUGACAGAGAGGUUUGUGAAUGGGGUGGAUGUAUUAAUGGACACAUUCUGGAGAAUAUGGACUGAUUUGUUAGAUGUUCUUGGAAUUGAUGCCUCCAACCUGACUCAUUAUUUCAGCCCGGCAGCGAUUGCCAACAACCCGACCCGCGCCCUCCUGCUGAUCGGUGCCAUUUUACUGGCCUACUGGUUUUUGUCUCUCUUCCUUGGAUUCUUCUUCUAUCUCCUGCACAUGCUGUUUGGCCGCUUCUUCUGGAUCGCCAGGGUGGCCCUGUUCACCCUGUCCUGCGUGUACAUCCUGCAGAAGUACGAGGGUGACCCCGAGCACGCCGUGCUGCCCCUCUGCUUCGUCGUGGCCGUCUACUUCAUGACGGGGCCCGUUGGGUUUUACUGGAGGAGGAACAGCAACAGCAGCCUGGAGGAGAAGAUGGACCACCUGGAUAGUCAGAUCAGGCUGCUGAACAUCCGCCUUUCCAGGGUGAUUGAGAACCUGGACAGGGGCGCUGAGCAAUGAGCCCGCCCCUGCUGACCACUGUACACCAGCUCUGGAAAAAUCCUAAGCACUGUCUCAUCCCAAGUGAAGAAGCAACAAAACAUCACAUGGUAAAAAGUGUGCAAGGUUAUAACUUUUCAUCGUGUCUAAGACUAAUUUAUCUAGGUUAAACACUCAGCCGUUAGACUUCUAGGAGAAAGAAAAAACAUUUACAAAAUUCAGCUGUAUAUUCAGAGUUUUAUCCAGUACUAGAAUUUUCUCAGUAGAUAAACGCUUACUUUUACAAGCAUUUAAAAACAUCUUUUGUAAAGUUUUUAUAAGAGCAAAUUGAGUAGUCUUUCAGAUAUUGAAAUUGAGUUAAACAUAUGCAAAUUUGACACUUUAACAGUUAAAAAGAAAAAAAAAAAAAUCUCAAGCUACCAAGCACUUCCAUUGAGAAGUAACUGCUGUGGGUCCAUAUUUUUUCUUCAGAGUUGUGAAUGUUUUUGUGUUUUUGUUGGCUUAUUUCGUUGCCUUGAAGUUGCCUUUCAUAGAGUAUCAGAUGAGGAAUUUUCUGGUAUCCAGGCCAAAAAAUUCACACCAUAGCUUUUAACAGGAGGUGGGGAAUGAGGGAGAAGGAAGAUCUGAAGUCCUUAAAUGCCAGUCCAAUGUGAGGAAGCACACGUGUGGCAUUUUAUCAUUGCAUUUCAUCCCGAGAACUUUAAUUCGUUAGCGUCUGGAAGGAAAUCUGCUUUAAUAAAUUGGCACAGAAGGAAGAUGCAGCGUGACAAAUUGUAAUUCAUAUUUGAUCUGCACAGUGAAGCAUUUUCCAAGCUUAAAGUGCAUAGAGUUUUUAAUCUCAGGACCCACGUACCUUCUCAGAAAAGGCAGCAGUUAAAACACGUGCAAAUCUAUUGUUGCUUAAAGCUUUCUCAGGACCAAUCAGCGGCAAUAAAUUACCUUCAGGAAGAUCUGGAUUUUUUUCUAAAAUUACAAUAGUUUUAUAGGAGCUUUUUGCUUGAAGUCUAUGUCCUCUUUAGGUUUCGGGGAAAAGCGAGUCACCUUUAAGAGGAGGGUGUAGGAAACGGUUCUCUUUCAAAGCAGUGGAGCUUUGGAGCAAUUUUAUUUCGCAGGAUUUCUGUGUUUCUUACAACUAACGAGCUUGGUAGGCAUCACUGGCUGUGCUGGUUUACUGAAGCAAAGGGAACCUCAGGGAAGGGAGCCUGGAAUGUGGUUUCACCUGGAAACAGCAGCAUCCAAGGACGCAGAUGUGAGGAGGGAGGGGAAGCACCUGCCCCUAGUGAUGAGCACAGUUCUGAUACCACCAGGGGUAGGAUGGAGCACAGCUGGAGCAUUCCAUAUCCCAUAGGGUCCAAAAGAACAACUGCAUCAAAAAGCGCAACAAAAAUUGGUCUGGGGUGGGGUCUGGCUGCAAAGCAAGGGAACCAGGAGGAGGAGGAGGAAGAGGAGGAGGAGGAGGUUCCCCAGGUGUGCCUGCCAGUGCCAGCUCCAGUGGGCUGAGCACAGCUUGUUCUUCCACUGAGCAAAGCUUCUGGCUGUGAUGCUGAACUGAAUGUAACCCUGGGGCGAAUUUCUUUUUCUCUUUCUGCUGAAGUUUAGUGUUCUUCUUGAAACGUGUGUGUUACUUGCCUGACCUCUUUGGGUCUGUGUGUGGCAUUUCCACGGGGGUUAUUUUUAAAUCCAUGUCAAUGGCCUUUACUCCUGGUGAUCACUUUGGUUCAACAAGGUUGAAGUUCAUAUGCACUUGGCACGGUUGGAAUGCAUUUUAAUUUUUUGUGUCACCUGUAAAUCCCCCUGCACCCCAUUUAUUAACAAGUACAUGGUUUAGAGUUGUUAAAGAACUGGUUAUCACAACUUAGAAUCUUUCCUGUGAUCAGAUAGGGACUAUGGCAACAAAUAGUCCAUUUUGUCAAGCUGAAAAUGUGAAUUGCAGUAAAUACCUUUUUUCAGUUAAUUUUCCAUAGCAUUACAGAGUCUUCCCUGUAGACUCAGUUCUCACUACUCUUGUGCACAGAGGACUGGGCUAAAACACCAACCUGGAAAUUAGGAAUUGACUAGUAAAGCUUGUCAGGUCUUGAUGUGUUUUGCCAAAUUUGAGACCCGAGGACCAAAGUUUGCAAACCUCGUGUCAGUGGCUCCAUGGCCUUCUUAGGACAAUGUGCAUGGGUCAGUUUGCAUAGAUUGUAUUUUGUGUAAUCCAUAUUUAACUUUAAAGUCAAAAAUACUGAACAUUUAUAUAUUAAGAGUUGUCUAUGAUAAAGAUUUCUUUGAAAGUAUUACAUAAAAGUUAAUUUGGAUUAUAGUUUCUCCCUGUCUCACUCUAAUAAUUUAUGUUACUUUUGUAAAAUCAGCCCUCCUGUAUUAAUACUCUUUAUUUCAAUCACCCUGCUGCUUGAAAAAUGGUAUUUUUAUAUUUACUUGCAUCCCAUGUAUAGCAAAAUAUUAUGUGAAAAGCAGUAUAUAUAAAAUUGGGUAUUUUUAAUCAGUAUUUUUCCCAGCACUCAGUUUUCACGUUAGUCAAAUUCAGAAGUAAUGAUUUUUUUAAAGCACAAUCUAAUCUUCAAUAUAUAUAUAUAAAUAUAUAUAUAUAAAUAUAUACUUUAAAAAUGCUCUGUAUUUUUAAACAUGCACUGUAGUGAAAGCGCUUUUGGGGACAUGAAUGUGGUAUUGUAUUUAAUCUCUUUCAACUUUUGUAAAUACCUUUUACAAGUGUUUUCCAUACUGGGCCAUCUAGUUUAUCCAUGGAGGUUUUUGCUGUUUUUUAGAAACCCGUGCCAGUGGCUGCACUGCUUUUGUGUCCCACAGAGCAUCUCAGACAGGCAGGGCUCUGUGUCACCUGUGAGCCUGGCAGGUGACACCUGCAGGGGUGGCAGUGUGACAAACCUCAGCAGUGACACCUGCAGGAAUGGCACUGUGGGAAUCCUCAGCAGUGACACCUGCAGGGGUGGCAGUGUGACACCUGCAGGGGUGGCACUGUGGGAAUCCUCAGCAGUGACACCUGCAGGGGUGGCACUGUGGGAAUCCUCAGCAGUGACACCUGCAGGGGUGGCACUGGGACAGCCCUCAGCCCAGGGCAGGGAUGGCACGGGACUAUCCUGGUAGCUUUGGCUUUUUGCCGUGACUUCAUGGAGCUGUGCCACAGCCACACCUGCUGGGAGCCGCUGCAGGGGCACAGGUGACACAGGGACAGCCCCAGCUGGCUGCUCCUGCAGGACAGAUCCUGCUCCUGGGCCUUGCUGCUGGAGAUCCCAUCCCUGUGUGGGCAGCUGGCACAGGCGCCGAGGAUGGCUCUGCCUCACCGGCCUUCCCCUGCCUGCUCUGGGACCAGCUUUGCAAUCCUGCAGGGUUCUUCCUGCUCUUGAGGCUUUUACCUGCCUGCUCUGGGGCCCAGCCUUUGAAUCCUGCAGUGUUUUUCCCAUUCUUGAAUGUUUUCACCUGCCUGCUCUGGGACCCAGCCUCUGGAACCCUGCAGGGUCUUGAAGGUUUUCCCCUGCUUGCUAUAGGACUCAGUCUUUGCAAUCCUGCAGUGUUUUUCCCAUUUCUGAAUGUUUUCACCUGCCUGCUGUGGCACCCAGCCUUUGAAUCCUGCAGUGUUUUUCCCAAUUUUGAAUGUUUUCAGCUGCCUGCUCUGGGACCCAGCCUUUGAAUCCUGCAGUGUUUUCCCCAUUUUUGGAUGUUUUCAGCUGCCUGCUCUGGGACCCAGCCUUUGAAUCCUGCAGUGUUUUCCCCAUUUUUGGAUGUUUUCAGCUGCCUGCUCUGGGACCCAGCCUUUGAAUCCUGCAGUGUUUUCCCCAUUUUUGGAUGUUUUCAGCUGCCUGCUCUGGGACCCAGCCUUUGAAUCCUGCAGUGUUUUCCCCAUUUUUGGAUGUUUUCAGCUGCCUGCUCUGGGACCCAGCCUUUGAAUCCUGCAGUGUUUUCCCCAUUUUUGGAUGUUUUCAGCUGCCUGCUCUGGGACCCAGCCUUUGAAUCCUGCAGUGUUUUCCCCAUUUUUGGAUGUUUUCAGCUGCCUGCUCUGGGACCCAGCCUUUGAAUCCUGCAGUGUUUUCCCCAUUUUUGGAUGUUUUCAGCUGCCUGCUCUGGGACCCAGCCUUUGAAUCCUGCAGUGUUUUCCCCAUUUUUGGAUGUUUUCAGCUGCCUGCUCUGGGACCCAGCCUUUGAAUCCUGCAGUGUUUUCCCCAUUUUUGGAUGUUUUCAGCUGCCUGCUCUGGGACCCAGCCUUUGAAUCCUGCAGUGUUUUCCCCAUUUUUGGAUGUUUUCAGCUGCCUGCUCUGGGACCCAGCCUUUGAAUCCUGCAGUGUUUUCCCCAUUUUUGGAUGUUUUCAGCUGCCUGCUCUGGGACCCAGCCUUUGAAUCCUGCAGUGUUUUUCCCAUUUUUGAGGGUUUUCACCUGCCUGCUCUGGGACCCAGCCUCUGGAACCCUGCAGGGUCUUGAAGGUUUUCCCCUGCCUGCUUUAGGACUCAGUCUUUGCAAUCCUGCAGUGUUUUUCCCAUUUUGGAUGUUUUCAGCUGCCUGCUGUGGCACCCAGCCGCUGGGACCCCGCGGUGCUGUCCCCGCUGGGGCAGGGGGCUCCUCUGGACGCACACAGCUGCGGGUGCCCGCCGUGUCCUGUGGGAUGUGCCUCUUUCCCAGCGGUUUGGGGUGUCGGGGUGCAGUGCCCAAACCUGCUGUGGCUCCGUGCUGUGCUUCUGGCGCGUCCUUCACUCCGUGCUUUGCUUCUCCAGACUCGUUGCGUCGUCGGUGUGGAAAAUAGACCAGUGUCGACCUUAGCUCUUCGGUGGUGUGGAAGUGUUUGAGUGUGGUUUGCCUCACCUACUGAUCUGUAUUUGGCAGCUAAUGGCGUUCAGUGACCACGAGUUCUCUUUGUCUGGGUUGGAAAAUAAAAGGUUUUAUUGUAUCCGCAUGUAUUUUAAACUUUUUUGGGUAAUUCCGUCGACCUGUGAUGACAGCACAUGUAAAAACCGAUCUUUUCCUUUUAUUCAGAAGUUCUAUUUGCUGUGGUAGCACUUGUUGUUGGCACUGAUGGUGGUGAUUUCACAUCCUGUUUUGUACAUCGGGUUUCAUGAUUACAGUGUUUAGGUUUGUACAAUUGUUUGUGUAAAAAUGAUUUGGUCUGAAGAGAUGCUGUGAGUUCACUUCUGAUCCUAGACACGUACGAGAUCCUACUGGUAAUACUGUUUAGUAGUUACAACUGUACCAGACUUAUUUUUUACAGAGCUUCACAUGCCUUUAUUUAUUCCUUUAUCGGACCAUCCAAACCAUGUACUCCGUAGCUCAGUAUUUGUAGACCAGUUUCACAAAUCAACCUGAGGUAUUGUGGCAAAGCUUCGAAUAAAUGUUUACUGAGACUUUG